AAAGUUGGUAACACAAAAUAUCGAUAUUUCUACAUUCGUCUAAGAUAUAACGUAUUUCCUCUUUCCGUCGUUGCACUGCAAAGGAACCGCGUGCUACGUUUAUCCAAAAUGGUAAGUUCUCGUAAUAGUCUCGAGAAACGCAAAAAAUCAAAAGAAUCAUUGCAUCGCUUAAAUGGGAAAAGCUUAAAAUUAAAACCGAAAGGAAAAUUAGAUAAAUUAAGUAAAGAGAAAAUAAAGCAGAAAGCAGAUAAAAGUCUCGAGCCCAAAAAGAUUGUAAAUACCUUAGACACCGAGAAAGUUAUAUCUAAAAAAUCAGUUAAUAAAAAAUUAACAAACAAAAUUCAAGAGAAAGUUGAUGUAGCUAGAAGAUUAUCGCUUCGUUCAUCUCAAAAAAAAAAUAUUCAUGAAGUUGGAAAGGCACAGCUUACGAAAUUUAAAAACCACGUGGGAGGUUCUAAUAAUUUGAAAAGUAAUGAAAAAAGGAAAACAGUAAAAGCAACAAAAAAUUCCAAACCUACGAAAUUACAGUCGUUAAAACGGAAAAGAUUAGAAAGUGAUAAUAAUAAAGAAAAUAUAAAUUCUUCGAGUCUAGAAGAUUUAUCACGAGAACAUAUAGUACAAUGUAUUAGUGCUAUAUUUCAUUUAACUGAAGAACAAUUAAAAAAUAAAAAUGCAUUAUUUGAUGGGGAAAGUACACCAAUAUUUAUGCAAGUAACUUGCAUUAAAGUACCAAAAACACCAAAAAGAUGCAUGAGAAUAUUAUUGCCCCAUUCAAUAGUAUCUUCAGAUGAUGAAGUUGCGUUGUUUGUUGGUGAUCUUCAAAAGGGCAGAAGAAAAGAUUAUGAACCAACAAUAGAACAUUAUCAAGAGUUAUUACAGAAACAUAGUUGUACAAAUAUAAAGACUAUAAUACCAAUGAAUCAAGUGAAAACAGAAUAUGAUCAAUUUGAGUUAAAACGGAAACUUGUUAAUAGCUACGAUCAUUUUCUUGUAGAUGGAAAAAUAGCAGGUCAUUUAUCUCACUUAUUGGGAAAAGAAUUUUAUACAAAAAGAAAAUUGCCAACACCUAUUAGAAUGCAAAGUAAAGAUUUAAAGCAUGAAAUAGAAUUUGCAUUGAGAAAAACUCUUAUGCAAAUACAUUCUUUUGGCGAUUCUCACAUAGUCCAAGUUGGACAUACAUUAAUGAACGUAGAUGAGAUUUUGGAAAAUAUAUUAGCAGCAUGUAACUAUUUGUCCAAAAAUUACCCAGGCGGUUGGGAUAAUAUACGUUCGAUUCGUAUUAAAACAAGUAAUAGUCUUGCCCUUCCUAUUUACACAACAUUAAAAAAUAAAAACUCUGUUAAACUACCAGUAGUAGAACCUAAGAGACCAAAAGCGUACCGUGAUGUAUCAGGCGAGUUAUCUACUACACCUAGUAAUACUGUUGUGACUGUGACUCCUGAAGGAAAUAUUACUGUUGACAGAAAAAUAAAAAGAUUUAGAAAACCAACAACAGAAGAAAAUUAAUACAACUUUUUGUAUUACUGUAUUAGCUAGGAAAUAAAAUUGAAAUUACUUUUUUUAUA
This is a messenger RNA of Megachile rotundata (alfalfa leafcutting bee), 1565 nucleotides long. Its product is annotated as ribosomal L1 domain-containing protein CG13096. The record is from RefSeq and is a predicted model, not a curated record. NCBI's taxonomy places the organism in Eukaryota, Metazoa, Arthropoda, Insecta, Hymenoptera, Megachilidae.